Messenger RNA from Helobdella robusta, 1173 nucleotides. RefSeq lists its product as hypothetical. The transcript has a single exon. The coding region runs from base 1 to 1173 and encodes 390 amino acids. The record is from RefSeq and is a predicted model, not a curated record. Lineage: Eukaryota; Metazoa; Annelida; Clitellata; Rhynchobdellida; Glossiphoniidae.
AUGUCCAGAACGAGGAGGCUGUGGUUAUUUUUUGCCUUCAUAUGCGUGACAACAUUCUGUUGGAUGGUCAUGCUGUCCUCGCAAGAUCACAACAUUGUUGACAACAUGUUGAGAUACAGUGUGAACGUUGUUCUCGUCAACAAGCAACACAAAUUUUUACACCAACGACACCUUCAACAACAAAAACACGAGCACGAACAACACAAAGAGAUCAUCAAAUUAGAACAACAAAACAACAAAACAGCAAGUGCCUUAAAUGUUGAAGUCGCACAGAUUUUUGACAAAUUUCACAGAAUGCACGGGGAGGUAAACGUGAGUAAGAUGAUAUUCUACAAAAUAACAACAAAACCGUUAAACAACGACACGCACGGAAAUGAUUUUAACAAAACGUCAACAACAUCUAAACCACAACAACAGUUUGUUCCAAAAAUCGCGCACAUAAUUUGGUUUUAUCCGAAUGAGACGGAGUUUCGAUUCCAUCAAGCGAUGAGCCUCCUGAGUCUGCAGAGAUUUUUCAAGCCACGAAAAAUUUUUUUCUGGCACGAUACAUUGCCGACUGGUCGCUGGUGGCUGUUCGCUCAACAAAUCGUUGCACAUUUCCUCCUAGUACCUUACAAAAGACCAACAAAAAUAUUCAACUACACAGUAUCAGUUCCCGAACAUCAGUCUGAUGUGGCGAGAAUACAACUUCUACGCGAGUACGGCGGCUUGUACAUUGAUCUGGAUGUUGUUCUUCUGCGACCACUCGAUCCUCUCCUCGAGUACGAAACGACCAUGGGCGCUGAAACUCCCAGCCAACUUGGCAGUGGCUUCAUUCUGGCCAAGGAAAAUUCAGCGUUUCUCAAACUCUGGCUCGAUAGUUACUCAAACAACUUUAACGAUAACGAUUGGAAUUAUCACUCGACCAUCAUGCCGAUGAAGUUAGCCAAGCAACACCCACAGCUCGUUCACAUCGAAUGGUUUUCCAUAAAUAGACCGAACUGGUUCGAAAGAGAUUUUCUCUACCGAAAGGGCAAACUGUGGGACUGGAGCGAGAACUACGCCGUGCACCUGUGGUACCGUGAAUGUCCCGACGACUACAACCCGACGAACGUUCGCGAGAUGAAUACGACGGUGGCUGAAGUUUUCACAUUCAUCUACUUCAAUGAAAGGCCGCAGUGGAAAGGUGGAUGA